Molecule: messenger RNA, 450 nt
Organism: Stylonychia lemnae
Lineage: Eukaryota; Ciliophora; Spirotrichea; Sporadotrichida; Oxytrichidae
Source: the annotation of a GenBank genome assembly
AUGAAAACUUAAUAGCUAAAGGGUAAAAAUUUGAAGGAGAAUUUACCUUUGAAGUAAUUUUCUAAUUAUUUCUACUUAUAGUUAAUUGAUCAAGAUGGUUAGAGAAUGACUAAUGAUGAAAUUUCGUCUUUAACUAUAGAAGAAUUAGAUCAAAACCUUAACAUAGUAGGUUCUAAAUCAGCAAAGAUAAGACAAGGUGUUGGCACAUUUAGUAACUUGACCUUUUUCGCUCCACCUCAUUAUUAAAAUGCAAAGGAUAUUAUUCUCUAAUAAAAGAUUCGGAAACUUGUAAUGAAUGCCCUUAAAAUGCCCAAUGUUUGGGAGGAUCAAGUGUUAUUCUAAAUUCUGGAUAUUGGAGAUCAUCAUUUUUUUCUUCAAAAAUAAUCUAAUGUUUAAAUUAAGAUGCAUGCAUUGAAGAUUAACAAAACAUACCUGUGGUAUAUGCCCUGA